AUGACCACCAUCUAUCAAGCUCCACCCCAGUUGGCCAACAAAAACUUGUUUCAAACAAGACCAUUUAUUGAUAAUGUGUUUAUUGAAUCCACAAAGUCAAAUCAAACUUUCACAGUGGUCAAUCCCGCCACUGAAGAGGUUUUAGCUGAAUUGCCAGUACAAACCGAGGAAGAAAUUGAUGAGGCUAUUGAAUCGUGCCACCGUGCUUUCCAAACUUUUAAACAAACAAACAGUUACGAUAGAUCAAAGAUGUUGAGGAGAAUGUAUGAUUUAAUGAUUGAAAAUUUGGAUGACUUGGCAAUUUUGAUUACUUUGGAAUGUGGUAAAAGCCUUGUUGAUGCUAAAGGUGAGAUCAAAUAUGCGGCCUCAUACUUUGAGUGGUUUAGCGAAGAGGCCAAAAGAAAUUACGGGGAGACUAUCCAAACAUCGAAUCCCAACAAUAAGGUCAUUACCUUGAGACAACCAGUUGGGCCAGUUGGGUUAUUAUGUCCAUUUAAUUUCCCUUCAGCUAUGGGUACAAGAAAAGCUGCCCCAGCAUGGGCAGUGGGAUGCACUUGUAUAUUGAAGCCAGAUGCCCAAACACCGUUGAGUUCAUUGGCACUUGCUUAUUUAUCAAGAGAAGCUGGAUUCCCACCUGGAGUGUUUAAUGUGGUCUUAGCUUCAAUCGAGUCUACUCCUAUGGUUGGAUUGAAAAUCUGUGAAAGUCCUAAAAUUAAAAAAGUUAGUUUUACCGGAUCAACCCCCGUGGGUAAAUUGCUCAUGAAGCAAAGUUCACUGACUUUGAAAAAAUUGUCUAUGGAAUUGGGAGGCAAUGCUCCGAUUAUCAUAUUUGACGAUGCUGAUUUGGAACUUGCAGUCAGUCAAUCGAUUGCAUCUAAAUUUAGGUCAUUGGGACAGACUUGUGUUUGUGCUAAUCGGAUCUAUGUCCAGAGUGGAAUCUAUGACAAGUUUUGUCAAGAAUUUGCUGCAAAGACAACUGAAUUCAAAAUCGGUAAUGGUAUGGAACCAGGUGUUACUCAUGGGUGCUUAAUUAACGUUAAAGCCGUGGCUAAGGUUGAAGAGCAUUUUAAUGAUGCAAUCGCCAAAGGAGCUGAUGUUUUGGUUAAAGGUGGAAGAUUACCAGAAUUGGGUAAACAUUUCUACUCACCGGCAGUGGUUUACAACACUCCCAGCAAUGCCCAAGUAUUUCAUGAAGAAACAUUUGGUCCAUUGGCUGCAAUUGCUAAAUUCGAUACGCGUGAAGAAGUUGUCAAGUUGUGCAAUGAUACUCCAUAUGGUUUGGCAUCAUACGUGUUUAGUGAGUCAUUGAAUACCGCUUGGUAUAUGUCCGAGUACUUGGAUGUUGGUAUGGUUAGUGUCAACACUGGGUUAUUCACAGACGCCAGUUUACCAUUUGGUGGAAUUAAAGAAUCAGGAUUUGGAAGAGAAGGUUCCCUUCAUGGAAUGGAUGACUACACCGUGAUAAAAUCCAUAACAUUGGGAAACUUGUAUAGAUAA
This is a messenger RNA of Lodderomyces margitis, 1497 nucleotides long. Its product is annotated as succinate-semialdehyde dehydrogenase (NAD(P)(+)). The record is from RefSeq and is a predicted model, not a curated record. Bases 1 to 1497 code for a protein of 498 amino acids. The transcript has a single exon. Gene Ontology annotation, biological process: GABA catabolic process. Gene Ontology annotation, molecular function: succinate-semialdehyde dehydrogenase (NAD+) activity. Lineage: Eukaryota; Fungi; Ascomycota; Pichiomycetes; Serinales; Debaryomycetaceae.